GGUGUCAACUUGAAGUCAACUUACCGUACCAUUUAAAAAAACAAAUGUUUAAAAAAGGAUCUCGGAAUUUCAGAAAACCUGAUCAUCAUGACUCUAAUUGUCUUAAAGACACUUUGUUUAACAAUGCAAUGUAAUUAUUUUUAUUUACAUAUUUUAAAUAGCUAUAAUGUGUAUUGCUGCUUGAAUUAAGUACUUUAUAACACCACCUUGUAAUAUUAAUAAAACAAUAAUAAAAAAUAAACCGGAAGAAAAGUGGUAAGUUAAAAAAAAAGAAAAAGAAAACAGGAAGGAACGCGCGACAUCACGGACACUUCAUUGCCCAUGAGGCCUUUGGGCAUUCGAUGUUGCUACGUCAUUGUUUUCCUCCCUCACGCGGUGGAUCAGUUGGACGGGCUGGCGGAGCUGAAACUGGGAACAUGGCAGACGAGGAGGAUUCGGCGCCGGAUCCCGCCGCUGUCUCUCCCCCAGAGAGCCCUCACGCUGAGCAGCCUCACUUUGUUUCUUUCUCGGAGAGCUUCCAGCCGGCUGUCGGGAUGAUGAGCCAACUGCUAACCCAGCCCUCCUCCCUGAAGUUUGACAAGAACAUAAAACAGGCCUUCUACAACACCGGGGCGAUGAUAUUUGUGGCUAUCUGCUGCGGGGCAGCUGUCCUGGUCUAUUUCAUCCUCGAGGCCUUCCUCCGCCCGCUGCUCUGGGCUGUGCUCUGCGGCACCUUCCUCCACCCCUUCAAAUACUCCCUGGCUCGUCUCGGCCGCUCAUGGCUCAGCGGCCUGCAGGACAGCGGGACGCCCAUAGUGGUGGGGACGCUGCUGGUCCCGGUGUGGUGUCUCAACUACGGGGUGGAGGCGAUGGGUAGGCUAGUUCUGGAGAAGCUCACGAUACUCCUGGUUAUCGGGGCGGGGGCACCGCUGGUUUACUUCCUCUACCUUUUCUGGAGUGUCAUCGGUAUGCAGGUGAUCCUCGGGCACGUCUGUGGGGUCAUCGGGAACGCGCUGGACUGUUUCCACUUUAUGUGGGUGGGGACUGUCGUGUUUGGAUACUUGCUGGCGGUUUGUUUUAAGUGGAGUCCUCAAACUGAGCGGUACCUGAGGACUCUGGCACUUCCUGUCUGGGCUGUCCUGCUCUUCUACAUCGUGUCUCUGACUGGCUCAUGGAGAGUCCCCAUAUUUGUGGUUGUGGUUGGGCUUCUCAUCGUGGGCUACCAAGAGAAACCACCUGUCCCUGGCACAGGUGAGCUUUCAGGGCAGGUGCUGUCAUUUGCUGCUAACACUAUUUACAUGGCAAUCUCCUGUAGCAACCUUCAACCCAAAACCGAACUCAGUGGAAGCUCCUCCACAGAUGGUGUGCAGUCUGUGGGUCCCGUGCCUUCCACUCCUGGGUUUCCCGGGUUCGCUGGGAGCUCUCGUACAUUGCCCGGCCUCUUCCAGAGAGAGAAAAGCUCCCACAGAGCCAGUGAUAUUUACUUUAUUCUGCUGGUCUGGGCUAUUGUCUUGGUGCAGGUCUGGCUCAACCUGUGGAUACUACAACUGCUCCCUAUUCCUGUGGCCGUGUGGGUUCUGAAGAAGCUGGUGGUCCGGUUUGGUAUGAAGAGCUUUGCAGAGAGGACUCUUACCUCGUGGUGGACGGUGCUAGAGAAGUUUGGACGUGAGCGUGAAGAGGCACUGCUCCCUGGACCAAUCAAAGGCCUGGCUCAGUUCCUCCUACGUAUCGACACUAAGCUCUGGCAUUGGCUUAACAAGCAGAUGGUUGUGUGGCUGGAGCGAUCUCUGGAUAAAAUCAUCAGUAUCUUCAUCAUCUUCCUCUUAGUCACAGGGACCCUGCUCAUGGCUCUGCUGCUCACUGCUAUGGUUCAUCACGAAAGUGCUCACAUCAUCGACGUAACCAGUAACCUCAUCAAUGAGACCGUAUCUAACCAUCCAGAAUGGGCCAACCUCCUUCCAGAAGCCCGCGUGGUCCAGAAAGCUCUAAAUUCAGCUGCUACUAAUGUCUACCAGCAUGGGAGAGAAUGGAUAACACAAAAGCUUCAUAAGAUUUUAGGAGAUAAGGUGAACCAAACUGCAGUGAUUGAGAAGCAAGUUCUAGAACUUUGGGACCGACUGUAUCACUCCUGGUUUGUGAAGAAUGUAACCCACUCUGGACGGCAUCGUGGGAAUAAGAUGACUCACAGACAGAACAGCUGGCUGGGGGACAUCCUGGACUGGAAGGACAUUGCUUCCUUUCUGCAGGAAAAUAUCGAGACACUACUGUCUAUCCUGGAGUCUUUGUGGGUUGUAAUGAGCAGGAACGUUGGCCUCCUCAUCUCCACCACGACCACUCUCCUCACCGUCUUGUUCCACAGCGGCACGGCGCUCCUCAACUUUGCACUGAGUUUGGUGAUUUUCCUGACUACUCUCUUCUACCUGCUGAGCUCCAGUGGAGAAUACUACAAACCGGUUAAAUGGGUGAUCAGCUUAACUCCUCUCUCUCAGCCGGGACCCUCCAGUAACAUCAUCGGCCAGUCUGUUGAAGAGGCCAUCAGAGGAGUGUUUGACGCCUCUCUGAAAAUGGCCGGAUUCUACGGCCUCUACACUUGGCUCACUCACACUAUCUUUGGCAUCAACAUCGUCUUCAUUCCUUCUGCUCUGGCUGCCAUCCUGGGUGCCGUGCCGUUCCUGGGGACCUAUUGGGCAGCUGUGCCGGCAGUGUGUGACCUGUGGUUGGCGCAGGGUGAAGGUGUCAAGGCCCUGCUGCUGCUCAUCUGCCACCUGCUCCCAACAUAUUUUGUGGAUACAGCCAUCUACUCUGAUAUAUCAGGAGGUGGACACCCAUAUUUGACAGGCCUGGCGGUGGCAGGUGGUGCGUACUAUCUGGGUCUGGAGGGGGCUAUUAUCGGGCCUAUCCUCCUCUGCAUCCUGGUGGUGGCAGCCAACAUCUACAGCGCUAUGCUGAUGAGCCCCAGCUCUGCAGUGCCCACACCAGUGCAGCCAAACUGGCCUCCCCACCCUAUGAGUAGGACCUUUACGGACGCCACUCCCUCUGUCCUGAAGAAGACCUGUGAAUGAGCACAUGAGGAAACGACAUCCAGCUUCCUAUAGGCUGAUUCCUCAGGGGAAUUGCUCCCCUCCCUGAAGCUCCUCCCUGUGUGGCCUGACUCCAUAGGGACGCCCUGACUGAAAAAGAGGCAUAGCAGCUGGUCACCCAUGAUGCUAUGUGCUUAGCUGAACGGUUUCUCAGAGCGAUAUGGCACCAGCUCCUUUCAUUCAGCAGCACACAAAAACUCCUGUAAGCAUGCACCCUAAUCCCAAACUUGGACCAAUGACAUCACAUUGGGUUUACGAUUGUGUAUGGCGGAGCCAUCGAUGCUAAUCGCAUCAUCGCUCAGAACUCAGUGCCUAAUUUAUUUUGUGAUAUUGAGAAAUGCCUAAAAAUUACUGUGUCGUUUGUGGUGAACUGUAAGAUGAUAUAUUUUAUCUACAAGACCCCUGAUUUCCAGCCUGCACUCCUUGGCUGUAUCUGUGCUACCGUACGUGGUUGUGCAGUAUUUGUACUCCCUACCUCUCUCCUAAUGGAGGCUCAAGUAGAGUUUGUAGUAAAGGCAGGUUUUCUAAAAAAAAACAAAACUUCUUGCCACAGUUGUUGUCUCAUGUGACUCAAGUAACUGAGUAAUUAGACAGGGACCUGUUAUUAUGCUUAUUUCUAGCUACAUAUUCGUAUUGUGAGACUAUAAAUGAGUAUUUCGUUAAAACUGACAUCACACUCUCGAAGCAUUGGCCACUGUAUGUGCAGUGACAUCGCCACAGCUCUGUACCAGUUACACCAGCGCCGAGGGUGCAAGGACUCGCUACAGUAGGUGUCGCUACUCAGACAAAAAGUCCAUGUCAGUGCUGGUAAGAAGUCAAAACCAGAACCAAAGAAAUCAGAAGAUUUCUUUUCUCCCUUUCAACCUGUUGUAACAUCUCCCUCUGUGUAAUCUGUGGCAGCUGCUGCACGAGGUUACAUAAGUUAAGCGGUGUAGCACUGGCCAAAACGACAUCAAAGCUCGGCGUUGUUCACAAGGGCGAGGAACAUAAAUGGACCCUGACACAGCUGCUAAGUUCACCUGCUGUUUGAAGAAGCCCUCUUUCUUCUGAUUGGCUUCCCCUCGCCUGGCUUCCACACAGAAGCCAGUGCUCAUAAACCCCGCCUCCUAAUCACCAUACAAGGAAAUCUGUGCCAAGCUGAUGUCAGGAGUUGGCAAAAUGAUUGCCUCUCAUAAAGAUUAGUUUUAUAUACAUUUACCUCAUUUUUUGAUGCACAUUUAACAUGAUCACUGUAAUUGGAUAGUAGUAUAAACACUAUGAUACACGACCGAUAGAAAAUAAGGAUAGGUCCCAUUUAACCGUUUUUAUUUUUACUCUUUAGUUACUGUGUUAUUCACGAUUCCGUGAUCGUAGCUGUGACAUUCUCAGCUUUGACAACGGUGUUCACUCCUGCUUUACUGAACCAAGCUUUGUUACCACUGUUUGUCUUUUUUUGUUUGUACGAUUCAGUUAUUAUUAAUAAUAAAAAUAAUCUAUUUUUAUUGGCUACGGGUUUAGACUGAUGAUGAUGACUACUUCUAAUGGAUCAGAUUACACGUCUUACAAUCAGAUUUUAGUCUGGUUCCAUUAUCAGAGGAUGUUUUUUAUUUUAUUUUAUUUUGAAUGUAUUUAAAGAUACACAUAUGUGUGAAACCAAGUUUUUAAUUCCUUACAUUCUCUGCUGAUCUCUCACCUUUGCACUCAGAAAAUCUUGAUUGAGUGAUUUUGUGAAGCACUUUCAAGUUUUUUUUGUUUCCUUUUAAGUUUUUUUUAGGGCUGCGACUGUUGUCCCGGUCACAAGAUUUCAUUGACAGUUUAGACUUCACACACCUCAAAUCCUAUUUUAACCUCUUUUGCUCUUGCACUUCGUGCGCCACACUGUAACUCGAGUCAGAGCACUUGUCUGAGAGGAGAGUGUAAAGCAGGUUGCGGUCACUUGAAGCUUUAAUAAAGAAGCAGAUGACUCGUAUGCAAUGUGACUGAUCAGACAUGGCUACCAUGUUAGCUGUCUGAGAGUGGGACAGUGUGAUGUGCUAUGAGUUUCAACCCAAUACUGUAGUUUUCCUUUUGUACUGAUGCUGUGGUUUUGUUUUUUUAUUAAUACUGGACAUGCACUGAUACAAUAAACAUGAUCUAAACUGCA
This is a messenger RNA of Pundamilia nyererei, 5181 nucleotides long. It is a transcript of the gene tmem245, whose product is annotated as transmembrane protein 245. The coding region runs from base 342 to 3041 and encodes 899 amino acids. The record is from RefSeq and is a predicted model, not a curated record. Lineage: Eukaryota; Metazoa; Chordata; Actinopteri; Cichliformes; Cichlidae. The transcript is spliced from 18 exons.